AUGGUGCAUGAGCAGCUACAUGUGGAAAAUAUUCAUCUCCAGGAAUUAAUCAAGAUUUUAUUUGGAGAUGCUGAGAACAAAGGAGUUUCAAUAGCUUCCUCUGCUAAUAGAGAAGUAAAUAUCCUUGAUCACAAAUUUGACUUCUACAGCAUCUUAUUGGAGCUACUUUAUGAAGUGCACAAGAAUGAUCCUUAUGAACAACCGAAACUGUUUGAAAAGGUGCUGGAAUGGUAUCACCUGAAUCAAGUUAAAUUGAAGCUUACAAACAGUGAAGUCACCCAGGAUGAUUCUGUUACUCAGUUAUCUGAAGUUAUAAACAUAGGGCAAGACACAAAUGAAGUUGAUCUAAAGAGUGGGGCAACUGACCAUACAAGUGCAGUUGGAGAAGUUAACAGGAUACAGACUUCUGAUCAUAUUUGUCCUGAUGAAAAUGCAGACUGUUCUGUAAUUACUGCAAAGAAAUCCAUGGAGUCGUAUCAGAAGAAAACAUCUAUAAUAUCUGCAAGCUCUACAAGGCCAAAAACCUCUCCGGAAUCAAGAACUCUCAGAAAACUGUACAGGCCUGUUGCCCGCCAACCCUCAGAGAGCUUUCGAUCAUUCUGUGAGAGGAACCUACAGCUCCAAGAGAUUUCACAGGAAAAAUGUCCACAGAAUCCCAUUUUUGAAAGAAAAGGUGCUCUAAAUUUACGUGAUGUUUUAAGUGCAGCCAAUGCCGUCAGUAAGCAAAUUGAACUAAUGAAAAUGAAAAGAGCACAGAGUGUAUCUCCUUAUCAGUCUCGAGCUGUGUCAAAAGUUCAUGAACAAAGUCUGCGAAAAGCUGGACCAUAUUCUGCCAAAGGAAGAAACGUUUAUCAUGAUUGGAGAGGCCUUGUCACUCAAGAAUCCUCUGGAACUUACUCUGUUGCAGUGGUGAGUCAUUCUUCCCAGAGAGCGUGGUCAGCAAAGAAGGUUUUGAAAGCUAAAAGGAAGAAGAAGUCAGCACCACAGAGCAAUGUCCAAAAAGCUCUGGACUGCAUCUUACACCAAAAGGAUACCAUUGGCCAGAGGGGGGCAUCAGUAGAAGGUAUUCCUGAAAAAACACUGUGGAAAGAUGCUGCAGUGGCAAGCCCAGAAAGUCCAAAGUCACAGAGAAGCGAGCCUGAACAGGUUGACCAGCCUACUGGUAGUUCGUAUCCUUUGUUGUCUCUUGACAAGGUUCAACAAGAAAUUAAAAGACUCCACAUGGAAAAAGAUCCCAGAAAUCAAUUCUCAGAUUACUGUCCGGAUUCAAGAAUCGAUGAAGUGCAAAAUGCAAAUAUAUUGAUAGAACAGAAGUGUUUUGACAGUACUGACAUAUACUUACUGGAGUCUGAAGUAGGUGCUGAACCAUUUUGCGAUUGUAAAAAGACUGAUUUCAUAUCUGUUGAGAUUCUAGGUCAAUUAGAAGACACAUGUAAAGCAACUAGAGGGCAGGUCACUACUAUUGAAAGUUCUUCUGACACCCAGAGUUUGAUUUACCAAAACAGUGACGGGCCUAUCAAACACAAACUUGACAGAAGCAUUAAUGUUGGAUUAGAAUUUAAUGACAGUGUCAUAUCUACAGUCACGACUGGAAACAAGCCAAUGCAAGAUGGUAAUAUGGAGAAGAGAGUGGUAAAGCAUUUAAAGAGCAUAUUCCAGAGAUUUCGUGCAAUGAAGAUUACUUAA
Molecule: messenger RNA, 1686 nt
Organism: Chiloscyllium plagiosum (whitespotted bambooshark)
Lineage: Eukaryota; Metazoa; Chordata; Chondrichthyes; Orectolobiformes; Hemiscylliidae
Source: RefSeq, a predicted model, not a curated record